CGCGGGCCCAGGCGGCCCGGCUCGACCCGAGCACCGCGGCGGCGCAGCAGCGGGAGCACUGGAGAAGCAGCCGCAGUCUCGAGACAUCCCCCCGCGUCCCCCCGCUGCCCGCCCCAGGCUCAGUGUAUGGGGCCGCGGCCCGCCAACCUUCGCUGAGACCGUCCCCGGGGUGCGGUGGCCUCGGGCUCCAGAGCCCGCCCCGCCACCCGAGGGCUGCGCGCGGCCCCGGGCCUGCUCGCCGCGCGGCUACGCGCGUCCCGGGCCAGGAAGUGGCGGCGCCGAGCACCAUGGCCCACUCCCCGGUGCAGUCGGGCCUGCCGGGCAUGCAGAACCUGAAAGCAGACCCAGAAGAGCUUUUUACCAAGCUAGAGAAAAUCGGAAAGGGCUCUUUUGGCGAGGUGUUCAAAGGCAUCGACAAUCGGACUCAGAAAGUGGUUGCCAUAAAAAUCAUUGAUCUGGAAGAAGCCGAGGACGAGAUAGAGGACAUUCAACAAGAGAUCACAGUGCUGAGCCAGUGUGACAGUCCCUACGUCACCAAGUAUUAUGGAUCCUAUCUCAAGGAUACUAAAUUGUGGAUAAUCAUGGAGUAUCUUGGUGGAGGCUCUGCCCUGGAUCUGUUAGAGCCUGGCCCUUUAGAUGAAAUCCAGAUUGCAACCAUAUUACGAGAAAUUCUGAAAGGACUUGAUUAUCUACACUCAGAGAAGAAAAUCCACAGAGAUAUUAAAGCGGCCAAUGUUCUGCUCUCUGAACACGGAGAGGUGAAGCUGGCUGACUUUGGGGUGGCUGGCCAGCUGACGGACACCCAGAUAAAAAGGAACACCUUCGUGGGUACUCCCUUCUGGAUGGCGCCCGAGGUCAUUAAGCAGUCCGCCUACGACUCAAAGGCAGACAUCUGGUCCCUUGGCAUCACGGCCAUAGAACUGGCCAAAGGAGAGCCUCCUCAUUCUGAGCUGCACCCCAUGAAGGUGUUAUUUCUCAUCCCAAAGAACAACCCUCCCACACUGGAAGGGAACUACAGCAAACCCCUAAAGGAGUUCGUGGAGGCCUGCCUGAAUAAGGAGCCGAGCUUUAGACCAACCGCUAAGGAAUUAUUGAAGCACAAAUUCAUAAUCCGCAAUGCAAAGAAGACGUCCUACUUGACUGAGCUCAUCGACAGGUACAAGAGGUGGAAGGCGGAGCAGAGCCACGAGGACUCCAGCUCGGAGGACUCUGAUGUAGAGACAGAUGGCCAGGCGUCUGGAGGCAGCGACUCUGGGGACUGGAUCUUCACAAUCCGGGAGAAAGAUCCCAAGAAUCUGGAGAACGGGACUCUUCAGCCCUCAGAUUUGGAAAGAAAUAAGAUGAAAGAUAUCCCAAAGAGGCCUUUCUCUCAGUGUUUAUCCACAAUCAUCUCUCCUCUGUUUGCGGAGCUGAAGGAGAAGAGCCAGGCGUGUGGAGGGAACUUGGGGUCAAUAGAGGAGCUGCGGGGAGCCAUCUACUUGGCAGAAGAGGCCUGCCCUGGGAUCUCUGACACCAUGGUGGCACAGCUCGUGCAGCGGCUGCAGAGAUAUUCUCUGAGCGGCGGGGGAGCCUCAGCGCACUGAAGGCCCAUGGCGCCUGGGUUGAUUUUUCCUUUCUUCUUCAUCUCCCUUCUUUUUAAAAGUCAACGAGAGCCUUUGCCGACUCUGCGAAGAGGUGUCACGGAGGGGCCCGCCCUCCGGUAGCGCCGGCACCUGUCCAGGGAACAGCCUCAUCGUGCCACAGCCGGAUGGAGUCUUUCCGAUGGGGUGGGGGAGGGUCUCCUCCUGCAAGCGAUUAUUUUAUUUUUUUAUCGUUUUUAAUUUUAAUCAUAGUGCACAUAUUCAAAGAAAGUAUCUUUAGACACACACACAAAAAAAAACCCUGAAAUGUAUAUUUGGAUUGUUUUAAGGCAAUUGAAGACACGUAACCUCAGGUAUCCCGCUCAUAUCGAUAGCUCCUCCCCCCGGGAGACGGAGAGUCGCUCUGGUGGAUCAGUGUACAGAUUGUAUAUAGCGUCAUUUUUACGGAAACCCUUUUGGCGUGCAUAAGGAUCACUGUGUACACGUUGGCCAAGUGCUUCUGUAGAUAAUAUCUGUGGAGUAAAUAUUUGACAGGCCAGAACUUGAGUCUAUUGCCUUGCCUUUAUUACGUGUAAAUUUUGAAUCUCGUGACCAGUGAUUUGGAUUUUAUUUUGUAUUUACAGGGUCUGUCAUUAAUAAUAAUUAACCCGCCCUCCCCUCAUGGAACACUCCCAUUUGUACCUCAACAGAUGCAAAUUCCCCUCUCGUUCACCCGAUGCCCUUUUUGGUACACUUAGAAGUUUUCGUUUUCCAUCGAUGGUACUGUUUCUUAGUGUUUUCAAUUGGAACAUAUCCCGUCUCACAGAGCUUUAAAUUAUUCUCUUCAGUUUCUUCUGGAUGAAGCGCUCUCAUUUAACCUAUGUUGGGUUGUGCCACCACGUCUGUACUAGAUGUCCCGUCUGACAUCUCUCCAUGGAAUCUUGUAGUACAACCUGCGUAGCAUCUUCUCCACCACAAAGUGUCUGAAUGCUUACACAAAUAAAUUUUAUAACUCACUCAUCUCGAAUACUGUUCUUGAAACAUGGCUCCACGGAGCAGAGGGGGCAUCUGCUCUGCACAUGUGCAUGGUUGAGGAAGCGUGUGUAUGUUGUGACAUGUGGAAAGACUCCAGGGGAAAGUGCCCAGAUGUCAAAAGGCCAAAUGUCCAGGUUAUCUCCCUAUGCAAUUUGUGUGAUUGGUCCAAGUUCUGACUGAUGUUGCGGGUUUGUGAAAUUGCUGAAGCUCUUGCUGGGGUCUUGGACCGGCGGUUUUGGUUCUGCUCAAAGAACCGGGUCUGCUGGUCCUGUCAGCCAAGCUCUCUGUUCUUUUAUGUUGCAGGGCAUCCCUCGGCAGGGUGGGAACCCCCGGUUCUCGGAGUGGUCUUGCUGGUCUCACUCAGAUUUGUGUAGUGUUUUUUGUUUGUUGAUGCUAAUAACUGUUCUCCUGUUGGGGUGUUAGGUCUUGAGAAAGACAAAGGGUUUUUGCAGCAGGAACUUUGGGUGAACUUGGCAACAUCAGCUCGGCCCUGUGCUGGUGUGUAGUGUUACAGGAAGGCAGGCCAAGGCUAGACGUGUCAGACGUGAGAAUUGCUUAGAUUUAUUAAAUGGGGUCUAGGUUUUUAGACUGUUGUGACAGUCUGUUAGAAGUAGUAGGUUUGGGCUGGAGUAAUAAUUUCAUUCAAGGAUACAUUUUGGCUAGGAGAAAUAAAGACAAUUGUUUUAUUGCUUUUUAAAAAAAUUUUUUUGAGUCUAUGGGUCAUGUAUGCAGUUCCCUCAAAGACCAGAAGAAGGUUAUGGGAUCCCUUUCUUGGGAACUGUAGUUACAGGUGAGCUGCCCUGUGGGUGCUGGGAACUCAAUCUGGGUGUUCUAUACGAACAGCCUGUGUUCUUAACUGCUGAGCCAUCACAUCUCAGUACAGUGUUAAUUUAUACCAAGAAUGUUACCUGGAACAAUAAUUUGAGAAUAUUUUGUUUCUAGAGUACUCUGCUUUGGAGUGCUGUGGGGUUUUUUGUUUUUGUUUUUUAAACCAGGCUUGAUGUAUAAACCAAAGGUUGUUGCAGGAAAGUCACCAAAUGAACCUGUUCUGCAGAGUGCUGUUGACUUGAAGAACGUCCCUAAGGGCCACAGGCAUUUCUAGUGGAGAGAGCUCGUCAAUUUUACAAGUGGGCAGUGAUACAGUAGUGAAGCCAGUCGUCUUUUCUCUUUCCAGUGCUGGUACAUGAACCAGGACUUGUGUGUGCUGGGUCAGUGCUUUCCUGAGCUUACCCGGCAAUCCCUGCCAUCCCUGCCAUCCAUCUUUAACAGUGUGACAACUGUGGCUGAGCUGCUCAGAGGGCUUAGAAGCUAACUAAUUAAGCAUAAGCUUAUCGAGGUGAGUGUAGGCUGGUCCUCUGCACAUAGUAGACCACAAGGCAUGGUUCCCAUCUCCUGUGAAAGCAACAGAUGGUUCUUCGGGAGUUUAUUGGAAACCUUGCUGUGGAUGUGGGGUUGACAGUUUUAAAUUGCCUUGUUACAUAGUCUGUGUUCUAUGGAUGUUUUGUUUAGCUCGGCAAGCUGUGUGUUCAAUUCUAGUCCUUUAUUCAGAGCAGGGCCUUAUCUCAGAACAACACUGGUACCCGUUUCACAUUACAGGCUACAGUGGGUGAGCUCAGCAUCACCCAGGAGUCCUUCCACAGCGUGCUAUCCACAGCUCACACAACCAUGCCACCAGUCUGGGAAAAUGAGCACCUUGAAGAGCAGUGAGGUAGGCCGAGUGCUCUGGCUCACACAGGUUGUCCUUUGGGGUAGUCCAUGUUGGCCCUCAUGAGUGCUGAGAUUGCAGGCGUGCCAUGCGUUGGCUCAAUGAUGGCUCUCCCCCCAACCCCCAUUGCUGUCCCAGUAGGUAACACCCUGUGAUGUGGAACCACCUGUGCAGAAUGAGAGACAGUAGGGUCCUUCCUAGCAGCUGGGGUUUCUUCUUGAGCUGCUCGACACGGUUCCUGAUUCUGUAUGUGGUGUUUUAUACUGUUCUUUGGGGAAACCUGUAAUCGUAUAUGCAUUAUAUUUCUUUAAAAACCUGGCUUCUGUGUUUCUGCUACAAAAUAUGGCAAUGAAGGUAGAUUCCUGAGCACGCCUACUGUCGUGCUUGGUCAAUAAAGCUCUGGAAAGUU
Molecule: messenger RNA, 4708 nt
Organism: Grammomys surdaster
Lineage: Eukaryota; Metazoa; Chordata; Mammalia; Rodentia; Muridae
Gene: Stk24
Product: serine/threonine kinase 24
Exons: 11
Coding region: 288-1583 (431 amino acids)
Biological process (GO): protein phosphorylation
Molecular function (GO): protein kinase activity; ATP binding
Source: RefSeq, a predicted model, not a curated record